AUUAGCCACUAGCCAGUCAUUUUUUUUCGAUGCAAGCGAGAGUCAAGCUCACACUCCUCGCCGACCUUUUGCUCCCAAAUCGCCGACUUAAUCGAUUUCCGUACUCCGACAGUUAAACCGCACCAUUUUCCACAAUUCACUCGCUAAAAUUUAUUCCCUCUCUUUCUUCUCCUCUCACUCUGUAAAUUUUGGUCCGAAGAGAGAGAGAGGAGGAGGAAGAAGAAGAAGUGAAGAAGUUCAAUUCAAUGGAGUACCAGACUUCAUCUGUGGCUCUUUCGCAGAAGCUCUCCUCCGGCCACUCCAUAUACGACGGCGUUUUCACCUCUGCUCCCUCUAAGUUCACUGUAUCGUCUUUCUCUUCCCGGCUCGAAGACUACUGCGAGAUUUUCGGCGGCUCAGGCGCCGCCUCCUCGAUUCCGGUUCUGGAAGUUCCGGAGCCGAAUGAGCGAAAAGCUUCGGUGGAUUUUCGGAGCUCGAAGCUUGAUUACUCCAAUGUCUUCGGUGGCCUUGGCGAUUCCGAAUUCGCAGUGCCGUAUGAGGAGCUCUUUGCUGAGCCGAAGAAAAGGACUAAAUUUCACAAAGAAAGCAGCAGGAGACAAGCUGAAAGAGUGUCACCUCCAAAAGAGGCAAAACGAUCAUGUUCAGAGGAAAAUAUUGAUUUACCAAAUGAAGCAGCUUAUGAGUCAUUUGAUGGUGUUAAGAAGUUCAGCAUGUCAUAUAAUCAAAGCAACAAUAGAAGCAAGAGUUUUGCAGGUGUGCAUUCGGUUCCAGCAUAUACCUGCUUGGUUGAUGAGACCGCUCCCUUGCGCGCCACCGAAGGAGAUAAAUCGGUGUCAAUGUCAAUGUCAAUGUCGUCGGUAGCGAAAGAGAGAACAACGGAGGGCAACCGGUCCGUGAAAGCCAUGAGAGACCAACCAGCUGGUGAUGCCGGCAAACAGGCUUCUGGAGGAGGAAGUGUCAAGGCUCAGAACAAUUCUAAUUGGAAUAAUUCAAUUGAUGAGUUAUUUAACUCGAAUGAAACGGGGCAAGGAACUCCUCCUUCAAGCAGUCCUCCAUUUUCAAGUCAGGUUUCUGAAGGUGAUAAACCAGUGUCGUUAGUAGCAAAUGGUGUUAAUGGUGUCGAGAGAAAAAUGGAGGGCAACCAUCACAUGAAAGCCGCAGGGGACCACCAAGCUACUGAUGCAAGUAAACAGACCUCUGGAGGAGUUGCCAAGUUUCAGAACAAUUCCAAGUGGAGAAGUUCCAGCUCAAUCGAUAAGUUAUUUUAUUCAGGGGAAAUUGCGCAAGAAACUCGUCCUUCAAACAUGCCUCCAUUUUCAAGCACGCGUUCUGAUGGGAAGAGUGAAUUUGAGAAACCAAUGGCUUCUAUGUUUGGGGUUUUUAAUCGUGAUACUUUUGAAGGUGCUGACAGUGUUUCCUCACCGCCAUACUUCGAUGAGGAAGUAGAGACAAACUCUGUUGCAGCUGCAUCUGUUGCUGCUUUGACAAAGGCAAUAGAGGAGGCUCAAGCAAGUAUACAAAUGGCAAAGGAGUUGAUGGAUAGAAAGAAGUUUGGUCCUCAAAAUCGAGUCAAAUUGAGCUUUGACAACAGUAUGAAACCUAAGUCAAGAAAGGGCGGUAAAUUUGCAGACAAAGCUAGCAUAUCCAAAGAGACGAAGACUCAGGAACUGUAUGACACAAUGGAUGUUCCUGUCCAUGUUUCCGCUGAGCCAGAACAAGUUACUCCAGUAUUUGAAAAUGCAUCUAUAAUUAGUGAUGUGAUGGGAACUGGAGAGGAAGUACGUGAAAAGGAAAUUGCUGAUAAUGCAAGCAUAUUUACAAAGAAGAAGACCCAGCAAUUACAAGAAGAGGUUCAUGUCUCUGCUGGGCCAGAACAAGUAUCUGUAGCACUUGAAGACGCAGAUAAACUUAGUGGUGUGAUGGAAACUCGAGAGAAAGUACAUGGACAGGAAUUUAAACCAACUCCAACAGAUCACAGGCAUGAAGAAGCUGAUGACUCAGAAGCAGCAGAACAGUUUUAUGAAUUUGCUGACACAAGUGAACAAGAUGUAUCAGAAGCAACAGAACAGUUCUAUGAAGUUGCUGACAGCAGUGAACCUGAUGUAUCAGAAGCGACAGAAGAAUUUUAUGAAUUUGCUGACUCAAACGGACAGCAUGAUACAGUAUUAGAGAAUCAAGAAGCCAACAAUACAAGGAAAAUGUUCCGAUCUGUAGAUAAUGAUGAACAGGAGAAGAAAACGGACAUGGAAGCCUUCGAAAAUCCAGAGCAAGUUGGCAAGACAUUAAAAGCAGCUACAGAAGAAGAACAAAGAGAAGUAGAGAAUAUAUUCAAUAUUGUUGGAGGGGUUUCUGAGUUUGAUGAAAAUGUGAAUGGAUUAGCAUCAUCUCAAGAGGGUUCUAAUCAGGAAGAUAAUGAGAAGCCACAGGAAGCUCCCAGAGAGCAUGAAGAAACUGCAGAGCUUACAACAACACAUGUAAAGGAAACAUGUGAAGAGAAACAAAAUGGAGAUGACAAGAGGUUUGAAACUCAGGAAUUACAGGAGACUGAACAUGUGGAUAUAAAAUUGGUGGCUCAGGAGUGGGUUGAAAAUGAGAAGAUUGACAGGGAGGCUUGCAUGCUGGAAGAAAAUGAGACGGAACAAACAUAUGCCCAGAGUGAAGAAGACACUGACAGGAGUCUCAAUGAAGAUAACAAGGAAGAAAUCAUCGAGACAGUGAAUGACUUAUAUGAUAAGGAAGAUUUUGAAAAGAGACUUAAAGAUGACAGCAAGUCUGAAGGAAAUGAGAAGCUUCAAGACACCAGACCGAAUGAGAAGAUACUUGAAGAGGCUACGUGUCACAAGGAAUGUGAGAAUCGCCAAGAAGAGAGUUUUGAAUUUGUCGAAGCUGGGAGAAUGCAAAUACUGAUGGAUGAGAGCACAGAAAAUGAGAAAGUGCAGGUGACUCAAGAGGAUCAAAAGAACCUGGAAUGCAAUUUUGAGGCAGCAGAUAACCUGUAUGAGCAGGGUGUAAGUGGGGACCUAAACAGCAAACAGGGAUCUGCUAGACAUGUAGAUUGCGACCAUGUACUGAUGGAUGAGAGCACAGAAAAUGAGAAACUGCAGGUGACUCAAGAGGAUCAAAAGAACCUGGAGUGCAAUUCUGAGGCAGCAGAUAACCUGUAUGAGCAGGGUGUAAGUGUGGACCUAAACAGCAAACAGGGUUCCGCUAGACAUGUAGAUUGCGAUCAAGAUGUAGAAGAAACUCAGAACUUACCAACAAACAAAGAGGAUGGAGGGGUGAGAGAAGUUGCUGAAACUUCGAUUCAACUCGAAGAGAAUGAGCACCAGACAGAACUGGUUGAAGAGGAGAAUGGCAUGGCAGAGAAAGAGAUAUGUGAAACAGAUGGCUUGACUCCAAGUGUCAAACUUCCUGAAGAAUGUGAAAGUGACAUGAGCUUUGUGCAAAAGCAAGAUGACAAGAUUGGUGGAGAGUCCAAUGUAGACUACAGUGUAGGAAGGCAGGUUGAAGAAUGUGAAGAAUUGGGAGAUAUCAAUAGUGAUAUGAUGGGUGCUGAAGUUGCUGUGAAUCAGGAAAGGAACGAGAAUGGUCCCAAAUCUAGGAAAAGAUGGUUUGAUACUAAUGAAGUUUCGGAAACUUUCAUUAAACUCGAGGAGGAUGGGAAUCAAUCAGAAUUAGUUGAAGAGGAGGGUGUUAUGGAAGAGAAAGUGAUAUGUGAAAUAGAGGGCUUGGCUUCAGGUGUCAAACUUGCUGAGAUACUGAAGCAAAUGGAAGAUGUAAUAGAGAUCCAUUCUUCGGACAAAAAUGGGACAAGUGUAUAUGGGCAAAAGCAAGAUGCCCAGCUUGCCAGAGAGCCUGAAGUAGCCUGCAACGUAGGAAAGCAUGUUGAAGAAUUGGGAGAUAUUAAUAAGAACAUGAUGGGACCUGAAGUUGCUGCUGUGAAUCAGGAGGAGAACGUGAAUAUUACCAAGUCUUCUCACAGGAAAAGAUGGUUUGACAAUGGCAAGGAUACAAAAGUAGCUCAGGCUCCUCAUAUAUUUGGUAGAAAAGCAGGAAGUGUGCUACUGGAUAAUGAGACGGACACAAGCCUGUAUACAAAGAUAGAUAAGGAGAAUCAUCAUAAAUUCAUGACGAGUCAAAGUACAGAAGUAAAUGAGGACAGCCAACAAGCAACCUUGAGGCCGAAAGAGAGUGACACCAUUCAUAGUUCACGGAAAGAAUCGGAACAAGAAAACAAUGAAAAUCCACAAACAACCUUGUCUGCAGAAGAGAGUGAAACUGACCAUAAUUCGCAGGAAGUGGAACAAGAGGGUCAAGCAACCCUGACAGCAAAAGAGAGUGAAACGAACUACACUUCUCAAAAAGAAGUGGAACGAGAAAAGGAGAAUCAACAAGAAUCUCAGACUGCAAACGAGUUUGAAAUUAGUGCUAGUUCACAAAAGGUAGUGGAGCUGGAGAAAGAUCACCUGAUUCAGAAAGCAGAAAAACGAAGAGAAAGGGAAAGACAAAAAGAGAAAAGAGCUGUUGAACGAGCAAUUCGUGAAGCUCGUGAAAGGUCAUUUGCUGAUGUCAAAGAAAGAGUGGCUGAAACUCGUCAAAAGGUAAUGGCUGAGGCCCAAGGAAGGUUAGGGAAGACUUCUGUGCAGGCUAAAGAUACUUCAUUAGCUGAGCAGGCUUCAAAGGAAGCCAAACAAAAAUGGGAACGUGCUGCUGUUGAAAGAGCAACCGUAGAGGCUCGGGAUCGUUUCUUAGAAAAAGCAUUAUCUGCGAAAAAGUCGGUUCCAGAGAAAUAUUCUGGUGCUUCUACAGAAGGAAAGCAGGCUAAAAGAUCUGCUUCUGAGAAAUUUUCUGGCGCUUCUAGAGAUAAUGGGGCAAACCGGUCCUCUGAUCUAGAGUCCAAAGGCUCACUCUCUUCAAGCGCAUCAAGAUCCCCAAAUUCUUCAAAUCAGUCUGAUCCUUCCCCAGCUGAGCGGUCUGCUGGAACUAAUGGUGAAUCAGCUCAAAGGAGUAAAGCUAGGUUGGAGAGGAAUCAACGGACAGCAGAACGUGCGGCAAAAGCUCUCGCGGAGAAGAAUAAUCGUGAUCUUCUUGUACAACAAGAGCAAGCUGAGAGAAAUAGAUUAGCGGAAGUGCUUGAUGCCGAGGUCAAAAGGUGGUCAAGUGGGAAGGAGAGAAAUUUGCGUGCAUUGCUCUCAACACUACAAUAUAUCCUUGGGCCUGAUAGUGGUUGGCAGCCGGUUCCUCUUACCGAUAUUGUUACUGCUGUUGCUGUAAAGAAAGCUUAUCGUAAAGCUGCACUCUUUGUUCAUCCUGACAAGUUACAGCAACGGGGUGCAAGCAUUCAGCAGAAGUACACUUGUGAGAAGGUGUUUGAUCUUCUAAAGGAUGCUUGGAAUAGAUUCAGCAUGGAAGAGCGAUAAACUGUUUAUUUUGUACAUAUGAAGAAAGACGAAUAAAGCAUACCAUCUCCGGAGAACAUGGCAAAAUACUUCACCUCCCAAGCCAGCCGCAAUUGUUCAUCUUGGAAUAAAUAGUAAUUAGGAAAUGUAUUUUAGGCAUUCUUUUGUUUAUGUAGCAGCUAUAGCUAGAUUCAUGCUGCAACUCCAAGAAGCAAUUGCACCGAACAGGACUGGCACUGUUAAGCUUGUCCUCAUUCAAAGAAAUGAGAAAUAGCUUAUGCUC
Messenger RNA from Rosa chinensis, 5682 nucleotides. RefSeq names its product auxilin-like protein 1. Gene Ontology annotation, molecular function: clathrin binding. Gene Ontology annotation, biological process: clathrin coat disassembly; clathrin-dependent endocytosis. The transcript has 8 exons. The coding region runs from base 246 to 5420 and encodes 1724 amino acids. NCBI's taxonomy places the organism in Eukaryota, Viridiplantae, Streptophyta, Magnoliopsida, Rosales, Rosaceae. Gene Ontology annotation, cellular component: cytoplasm; intracellular membrane-bounded organelle; vesicle. The record is from RefSeq and is a predicted model, not a curated record.